CGUUCGCUUCGCAAAUUUGGGCGGAUUUGACAAUACAAGUUCGUUUGUCGAGUUGCAAAAAAGCUGUCGUCUCCGAGCAUGGAGACGGACGAGCUGCUUAAGGGGCUGUCGCUCCAGGAGAAACUCGCCUAUUUCUUCUGCUCGUAUGUGCACGAGGAGACCGUAGAUCCGGAGGUAGACGGCGAUGCCGUGCGACGCUGGGAGAAAAUCAUGGCGUCGCGCCGCAAGUCUCGAGAGCGCGUGUGCAUCCUGCUGAACCAGAUGGAGAACACGUCGGCGGUCAACGUGCGCACACUGGAUAAGAGCUACCGUGCCAAGCGCGAGUUGUUGCUGCUAUCAGAGGGCACGCUUCGUACGGCGGUCAGCAGCGGUGUAUCCUCGUCGGGCCGCGGGGGUGUCCUAGCCCAAAUGGAGAUUGCUAAGGCGAACAACGAGCUGCUGCAAGAGUGCGGCGCUCUCACGGUAUUCACGGAGCGUCUUCAGCGCUCAAUCCACGCAUUCCGAGGCCUGAACUUCCAGCAUUUGGAUUUGGACCAGGUGGACUCGCUCAUCAACGACCUCCAGCAGGAUAUGGUGCUAGUGUAUCUGCUGAUUGUCUUUAACGCACACAAGAAGAAUGCCGUGUUCGACCGACAGCUCAUGAUGAUCGGUAUCACGGGCCCAUCGUACUCGCUGGUGUCCAUUCUGGACUGCCUCAGCCAACUUAACGUGCUCCCCGGCUUCCCCAUCAAGAGAUUGCUAUUGCUCUUUUACGAGUGGUUCUCUGCUGUUAUGGGUGGAUUCGACGAACUUAACGCAUUGAAGCGACUGCGUCGUGAGCGGAGCGACAUUGACCCUUCUAUUUUAAAGGAUGACGCUGAAGGUGUGCUACACUGCAAAACGUUCAAGCCAUACUACGACACGAUUCAGCUGGAUCCACAGGACCCGUACUACCUUCAGAAGAAGAAGUUCGCGAAGAAGCGAGAGGUGAUCCACAAUAAGUACCUGCACAGGGCCAACUAUGAGCUCAAGUCUCAGCAGUCUAGUGAUGUUGAUCUUGCUACGAAGCCUCUCGACACUCUCGAUGACGAAUGGGAAGUGCGUGUAGAAGCGCUCUAUCAGCUCUUCCUGCCCUGCAUGCGCGACUACACUACAUUCCUCGGUAACCUCGUGACCCUGUCUUGUGGCAGCGCGCUAAACGCUCGUGAUAAGAAGACUUUCUACUCUCGACGACCCUCGGGCGCGGACCAAUACGGUAUGACCGACUUCUCUGCUCCUGGCAGUGAGAACAGCAACGAUAAUCAGUUCUGGAAGUGGAUACUUCGCGAGAAAGCAAUCGUUUUGGACGUGUCAAACUUGAUCAUCUUGCUGAUUUACAAGCACUUUCGCGCAAGUCAUGCGUGUAAGGCAGAGUACUUCAUGCAGUUUUUCUUGGAGGCCAAUGUGCUGGCAACGCUGACCAAAUUCAUGAACAAGGAUAUUGGCACGUAUCUUCAGGUAUCUCGCCAAGAGUCUGAUGAAACUAAGACUGGGUUCUAUGCACUCGAAAAGGAGUUAGACAAGCGCACCAUCCGCUUUGAGGAAGACAUGAACGAGUACUCCAUUCAGUCUACCAGGACGAUCACGAGCAUUCUACGAAUUUUGCAGAAGCUGACCAAGAGGAAACCCAACAUAAUCAAAAAUGCUCUCUGCCGAGGGCAAACGAUUGUCUGGCUGAAGCGUGUGGUUGCUUUGCAGAUUCCGCUACCGCGCUUGUAUGCUCUUAAGCUGGUGAAGUCGCAAGCAAAGUAUUUAGGCCACCAGGUUUGUUGUUAAAUAUUUGGAGCGCUUAUCUAAGAUAGCAUUUAUGGGCUGUGCGCGAUGAAUGCUUAUUAAUUUUUGUUUUGUUUCGUUGUACAGUGGGUGAAGAAGUACACGUGUUUCAGCAUGCUCACCGAGAUAUAUCUUCACGUGCGACCGGAGCUCGACGAUGACUGGUUGCAUUAUGAGGAUGACGACUUGAACAAGCCUCCGUCCCAGGAUUCCGUCGAGCGGAUCAUCUUUGGCGAAAUGCAGGCGUAUCACCACAAACACUACUUCGAUUCGCCAUUUGGAGGUGGCAAACCGCUUCCUGCUGGGGCUUCGAUGAUUUGCGAGGACCGGAAAGAGCUGAACUCGGACUUGUUCAUCUCCGACGGCGGACGUUUGGCGAAGAUGUACAGCGCCAUUAAGUUGGAUCCUGUCAACUUCUGCAAGCAAUAUGAAAAGUGGCUCGACGCUGAAAACCUCAAACAUGAUGCUACGGCCGACACAGCACCACUUCCGAUUUCAUUCGAGUGAGGAAUGGCAACAGUACAUGUGUCUUUACACACGUUCAAUGCUUACCAAUGAAGGCUGGUCUUUCACGCAAACAUUAAUUCCCAUUUAUUUUCUGUUUUUCUUCUUGUACUAAACAAAUACUAAUAAAGUCCUGAGGAUGGCGAAGCAAGUACGCUGCACUUUGCUGAAUGUGCACUUAAUGAGCAGAGCGCUGUGCAGAGGAAAUCUGGUAGACGAGCAUCAUAGUGGAGUACUUUGCGCGUCGGAAGCUGUCGAACUGGUAGUGGUGCUCUUCAC
Molecule: messenger RNA, 2574 nt
Organism: Phytophthora nicotianae INRA-310
Lineage: Eukaryota; Oomycota; Peronosporomycetes; Peronosporales; Peronosporaceae
Exons: 2
Coding region: 79-1794 (571 amino acids)
Biological process (GO): cytoskeleton organization
Cellular component (GO): cytosol
Source: RefSeq, a predicted model, not a curated record